UAUACUAAUAAAAACAAGAUGCGUUAUUAGCUGUCACAGAUAAGGAUAAGAUGAUGCGUAACCCGGUGGGUCAUCGUGUUCCGGACCAGGUCCAAGUUCCCGUACGCCACUUUAUAUCUAUGUGAAAAAAUAAAAAAGAUCUAGUUGUGGUUAGGUUAAGGUUAAAGAUGGUGAAGGAUCGGAAGGUUGGUGUAGCAAUGGAUUUCUCAAAGAGCAGCAAAUCAGCCCUGAAAUGGGCGAUGGAUAACUUAGCUGAUAAGGGUGAUACGUUCUACAUCAUCCAUGUUAAACCUCACUCUGCUGAUGAGUCCCGGAAUCAACUGUGGGAUGCUACUGGUUCUCCGUUGAUUCCACUGGUGGAGUUUCGGGAGCCGGAAGUGAUGGCCAAGUAUGAUGUCAAAAUGGAUGUUGAAGUUCUGGACACGCUUGAUACAGGAGCAAGGCAAAAAGAGAUUCAUGUGGUGGCAAAAUUGUAUUGGGGAGAUGCAAGAGAGAAACUGAUGGAAGCCAUUGAAGAUCUGAAACUAGAUUCUUUGGUUAUGGGUAGCAGAGGACUCAGCGGUAUCAAGAGGAUAAUAUUGGGGAGCGUGACAGAUUAUGUGAUGACAGCUGCACCAUGUGCCGUGACAAUUGUCAAGGAUCCCGACACAUUCAACAAGCACUGAAUUUGUUUUGUUUUGUUGUCUUGUGGUGUGAUUGCUUUCGGGUUUCAUCCCCUACUACUACUUACUACUGCAUCAAAUCAUGGUUUGCUAGCCUGCCUAAUAAAUUAUCAUCGUGGAUGUGUGAUGCUUUUUUAUUAUUUCCAACUUCAAGGGAUUGUGCCAAUUUUUAUUUUUAUCUUACUUUAAAUAAAUUUCUAGGCCGUAUUUAUAA
Messenger RNA from Helianthus annuus (common sunflower), 876 nucleotides. RefSeq names its product universal stress protein PHOS32. Bases 168 to 665 code for a protein of 165 amino acids. The transcript is spliced from 4 exons. Lineage: Eukaryota; Viridiplantae; Streptophyta; Magnoliopsida; Asterales; Asteraceae. The record is from RefSeq and is a predicted model, not a curated record.